CGUUAGCAACUUAUCUAUGGUUACCAUUGUACAAUCAACGAGUCUUGUUAGUCACGUUUUGCUUGUAAUUUGUGGUUGGGGCAAAUGUCUGAUACAAAUAAAAUGUCCGGAAAAACAACAAUAAAGGGCAGUCCUUCUCAAUAUGUAAAACUAAAUGUUGGUGGAUGUUUGCAUUAUACUACUAUAGGAACUCUGACAAAAAAUGAUACAAUGUUAAGAGCUAUGUUUAGUGGACGUAUGGAAGUUUUAUCAGAUUCAGAUGGCUGGAUUCUAAUUGAUAGAUGUGGAAAACAUUUUGGUACAAUUUUAAAUUUCCUAAGAGAUGGAAGUGUUUCUCUCCCUGAAACUAGUCGUGAAAUUGCAGAGUUACUUGCAGAAGCAAAAUAUUAUUGUAUAGCUGAAUUAGCUGAAGCUUGUAAUCAAGCUCUUUUAAAGAAAGAAAGGGAAGCUGAACCUAUCUGUAAAGUUCCUCUAAUAACAUCAAUUAAAGAAGAAGAACUUUUGAUAAGUUCAACAACAAAACCAGCCAUUAAGCUUUUAAUAAAUCGACAUAAUAAUAAAUAUUCAUACACAAGCACUUCAGAUGAUAAUCUUCUUAAAAAUAUUGAGUUAUUUGACAAGCUUUCAUUGUGGUACAGUAAUAGGGUACUAUUCAUUAAAGAUGUAAUUAGUACUAGUGAAAUUUGUUGUUGGGUAUUUUAUGGACAUGGGAAGAAAGUGUCAGAGGUUUGUUGCACCUCAAUUGUAUAUGCAACAGAUAAGAAACAUACAAAAGUUGAAUGUCCUGAAGCAAGAAUAUAUGAAGAAACCUUAAAUAUUCUUUUAUAUGAAAAUAGGCAAGCUCCUGAUCAAGAAUUAAUGCAAGCGACAUCUCGAGGAACAGUAUCAGGAAUGUCAUCAUAUACUAGUGAUGAAGAGGAAGAAAGAACAGGACUAGAUAGAUUGCGUUCUAAUAAAUGUGCCAAUCAGGCGUAGUAAAGAAGCCAUAUACUUUUUAAAUUUUUGUUUUUGGUGUGUUGUACUACCACAAUUAUUAAUGUGCUUGACAGUAAUUGAGCUAGAGAAACUUUAAAUAUCUUCUUUUUAUAAGCAUACCUUUAAUGUAAAAGUCAUGAGAAAAAAUAAUUUGGUACAGACAUAUUUCCUGUUUUCUUUAUACACUUUUGAUAAAACUAGAACUAAUUUUCAGGGGAAAAUGUGGUAUAAAGGUUUUUCAAAUGCUACGUCGUUUUUGAAAUCCAGAGUGUAGAGAAACUAUUGUUUUUUUUUUUUAAUUGACGGAAAUAAUGGUUAUUGUGAUAAAUAAUUUCAAACUGAAUAAUUAAGUUACAUAAAUAAUAAUUACUGAAAAUGAUCUCCAUGAGUUGUACUUGAUGUACUUGUCAUGCUAAAGUCAAACAAUUAAGAAAGUUAUUGUGUUGGAAAUUUUCAGGAGUAGCACCAAUUUCAUUAAUCCUGCGCCGGACACGAGAGUUUAUGGUUUAUGUAACAUGUAUUUAAAUAGGUGGGGAGAAACCCCAUUUUGUUUUAGUUGUAAAAAUGUAAUUUUUGAAUUUUGCAAUAAAAGUUAAUACAUUUGCUUUUU
This is a messenger RNA of Agrilus planipennis (emerald ash borer), 1585 nucleotides long. Its product is annotated as BTB/POZ domain-containing adapter for CUL3-mediated RhoA degradation protein 3. The transcript is spliced from 2 exons. Gene Ontology annotation, biological process: protein homooligomerization. The record is from RefSeq and is a predicted model, not a curated record. NCBI's taxonomy places the organism in Eukaryota, Metazoa, Arthropoda, Insecta, Coleoptera, Buprestidae. Gene Ontology annotation, molecular function: protein binding. The coding region runs from base 85 to 975 and encodes 296 amino acids.